This is a messenger RNA of Actinia tenebrosa (Australian red waratah sea anemone), 1572 nucleotides long. RefSeq names its product protein LSM12 homolog A. Lineage: Eukaryota; Metazoa; Cnidaria; Anthozoa; Actiniaria; Actiniidae. The record is from RefSeq and is a predicted model, not a curated record.
CAAGAAACAUGGCGACGAGCGAGAGCGGAAGAAUGAAGGAUGGAAAAGAUAUUCCACCGGGCACAAUCGUCGCCUGUACUACCAUCUUUAACGAGAAAUUUGAAGGAGAAGUCAUGGCCUUUGAUUAUGGAACCAAGUUCGUUGUCAUAAAAACACCUACUGCCAAGGGAUCUAAAAAGGGAAAUUCUGACGUUAGAAUGUUCAAUAUUUCAAAUCUAAGUAACUUUGAGAUAGUUAAAGAAUCAAUCAAACCAGCACAAUCACUUCCUGCCAUUGACCUUGAGAAAAUAGAAAAACGAACGAAAUGCAAGAUUCAGGAUAAAAGGCUUGCUGUUAGUAGAGUUGGAAUCGAUGUUACUCCUGAAGGACAAAAAUUGUUUGAUGUGAUAGCUAAACAAUUCAAUGAAUUAUACUGGGAAGAAAAGAAUAUUGUUAUCAUGGAUAAAGUUAUUAUUUCACCACCAUACAGUACAGAGAACAUUCAUCCAAAAGACGGAAAAGAUGAACAGGCUUUAACUUACAUCAAAGGAAUUGUCAACAAGUAUUAUGAAAAUGAUAAAGAAAGUAGUAAUUGAAGACUUCAAAUGAAAUCUGGAGGGCCAAGCGGUUUGACUUGAUCAAGAAUGUCGAGUCAAAGUAAUUUAUUUUUGAGGAAAAKAUUUAUUUAAGCAAAAAGUGCAGAAACACCUUUGAAUUGAAAAUAAUUCAACCAUCCAUUUUCCAGCAACAUGGAUGUUGAAUCUCACUGCACUCAUUGGAAUGGAAAAGGAAUCAAUGUUCUUCCUUAAGGCUCGUUGAUGCUUGCAGUUGCCAAAUCCCUUGCUGGCUGGAAGGAUUCAUACCAAAUGCAUGAUCUUGUCAUGACAAGACUGUUUGACUGACUGAAAAUCAAAUCUACUUACUGAAGAGACUAAACUAGAAGUUCAAUCCAUGACACAUCAAGACUUUUGUAUACACAUGCAUUCAUCAGGCAUAUUAAUGUUAUCAUUGGUCAUAAAAACUUUCACAUAGCCAGUGAAAAGCCUCACUGUAAUAGAUCUUAUUUAUUUUGGUCCAAUGUUUUCACAUUUCAAAUAAGGUGUCAUUCUCUUGAGAAUAAGAUUCUUUGCUUGGGUUGUAUCUAUAUUCAUAUUUCCUCUUAUGCACAAUAAUUGUUAAACAAAAAAAUUAUGAUACUCUAGGGAAUGACAUAUGGUCUGAAAUGGAAAAACAAUGCACCAACUGAGAUGAAUAAGGUCUGUUGUAGGGAAGGGAGCUCUCCUUUUAAAAUAAGAAAUUGGUCAUGAUUCCAUUUAACCUGUGUAAUAACAGUGACUUUCUAAUCCCUUAUGUCUAAAAAAAGUAUGUAAACAAACGAAAAAGCAGUGGAACUAGUGCUUAUUAUAUUCUAAACAAGUCUGUUAUCUCUUAACAGGUUAAAUGGGACCAUUUCAUAUUUAAUGACCAAACUUCACAAUUCUUUUUUUUUAAUGUUUCAUAAAUUAUUGUGGAAAUGCUUUUUUCACUCAGGGUUGAACAAGUUAUUUUUAGCACAGAUUUUGUAUGAUAAAUAAAAAAGGAAUUGUUGUUUUA